AUGGCAAAAAUGUACAUGAAAUCCAAGGAUAUGGUGGAGCUGGUCAACACACAGUCUUGGAUGGACAAAGGUCUAGGCUCUCAAAAUGAGAUGAAGGAGCAGGAGAGAAGAUCAGGUUCUUAUGGGAUGCUUGGAACUUUAACUGAAGAGCAUGACAGUAUCGAAGAAGAGGAAGAAGAGGAAGAAGAUGGAGAGAAACCUAAAAGAAGAGGUCCUAAGAAAAAGAAAAUGACCAAAGCUCGCCUGGAGAGGUUCAGGGCUCGAAGAGUCAAGGCCAAUGCUAGAGAACGGACCCGGAUGCAUGGCUUGAAUGAUGCCUUGGAUAACCUUAGGAGGGUCAUGCCCUGUUACUCUAAAACCCAAAAACUUUCCAAGAUAGAGACUCUUCGAUUGGCAAGGAACUACAUCUGGGCCUUGUCUGAAGUCCUGGAGACUGGUCAGACACUUGAAGGGAAGGGAUUUGUGGAGAUGCUCUGUAAAGGGCUCUCUCAGCCUACAAGUAAUCUGGUGGCUGGAUGCCUCCAACUGGGGCCUCAGUCUGCCCUCCUGGAGAAGCGUGAGGAAAAAUCUCCAAUUUGUGACUCUACUGUUUCUGUCCACAGCUUCAACUACCAGUCUCCAGGGCUCCCCAGCCCUCCUUAUGGCCAUAUGGAAACACAUCUUCUCCAUCUCAAGGCCCAACCACUUAAGAGUUUGGGAGACUCUUCUUUUGGGAGCCAUCCACCUGAUUGCAGUACCCCCCCUUAUGAGGGUCCACUCACACCACCCCUGAGCAUCAGUGGCAACUUCUCCUUAAAGCAAGAUGGCUCCCCUGAGUUGGAAAAAUCCUACAGUUUCAUGCCACAUUAUACCUCUGCAAGUCUAAGUUCAGGACAUGUGCAUUCAACUCCCUUUCAGGCUGGCACACCCCGCUAUGACGUUCCUGUAGACAUGACCUAUGAUUCCUACCCCCACCAUGCUAUUGGAACUCAGCUCAAUACGAUAUUCACUGAUUAG
Messenger RNA from Onychomys torridus (southern grasshopper mouse), 996 nucleotides. RefSeq names its product neuronal differentiation 4 (gene Neurod4). Gene Ontology annotation, molecular function: protein dimerization activity. The coding region runs from base 1 to 996 and encodes 331 amino acids. The transcript has a single exon. Gene Ontology annotation, biological process: nervous system development; regulation of DNA-templated transcription. Lineage: Eukaryota; Metazoa; Chordata; Mammalia; Rodentia; Cricetidae. The record is from RefSeq and is a predicted model, not a curated record.